Molecule: messenger RNA, 2085 nt
Organism: Cydia splendana
Lineage: Eukaryota; Metazoa; Arthropoda; Insecta; Lepidoptera; Tortricidae
Product: STAM-binding protein-like A
Exons: 9
Coding region: 140-1348 (402 amino acids)
Biological process (GO): protein K63-linked deubiquitination
Cellular component (GO): endosome; membrane
Molecular function (GO): metal-dependent deubiquitinase activity; K63-linked deubiquitinase activity; protein binding
Source: RefSeq, a predicted model, not a curated record
UACGGAAUGAAAACUUUAAGCAAUAUUACUAGCGCAAAUCGGAAUUUCCACCGAUUAUUCUCAGUUUUCCCUUACUCAAAUAUAAUCUGUAAUUGAUAAGCUUUUCUACUAAUAGCUUGGAGUGCUGUCAUUAGACACAAUGCAGUCACAGGACAAGCGUCCUAGACAGGUGGACUUGGCCUCUUUAGAUCCCUCGGCGCGAGUCAAACAACUAGCUAACUAUGGAGCCAUGGUUGAGGUGGACCCUAACGUGCCUCCGAGGAGAUACUACCGAUCAGGCUUGGAAAUGGUCCGUAUGGCAAAUGUAUACCUAGCAGAAGGCAGCCUCGAGAACGCAUACAUCUUGUACAUGAAGUUCAUGACGCUAUUCCUUGAAAAGAUGAGGAAGCACCCGGAGUAUGCAUCGGUGCCGGCGCAGGUGAAGAGUGUGAAUCAGGCCAAGCUGAAGGAGGUGAUGCCUAAAGCUGAGAAAUUGAAGCAGAAACUGUUGGAGCAGUUUGCUAAAGAGCAUAAACUGUAUCAGGAGAAUGAGGUAAAGAGACGUUUAGCAGAGGAACAGAGGAGAAAGCAAGAACAAGAUGAUGCCAAGUUAGCGGAGAGACUGCAGGCCGAUGAGGAUGGACGGGAUCACCCACAUUUGAGGGAUGCUGACAAAUGGGCAUUGUCCCCAUCCGCGCCGCCUGUGGACGGGGUUCUUUAUCCAGAUGACUUCGCAGCCACGCCGCCGCGCGCGCCGCCGCACCACUACGAACCCGUGCCACCACUGAUCCCGCCUUCGCAUCAAGACAGCACCACAACAGGUCUCGUGCCAGGCCUGUGGGGCCUACGCGCCGUGGUGGUGCCCGCGGGCCUGAUGGCGCAAUUCCUCCGGCUUGCCCAGCCCAACACUCGCAAAGACGUCGAGACCUGUGGCAUUUUGGCUGGCAAACUGGAACGUGAUCAGUUGAAGAUCACGCACGUGAUCAUCCCGCAGCAGACCGGCACCGCGGACUCGUGCAGCACCAACAACGAGGAAGACAUCUUCCUGUACCAGGACCAGAACAACCUUAUCACGCUGGGCUGGAUACAUACGCACCCGACGCAGACGGCGUUCCUGUCGUCCGUGGAUCUACACACGCAGUGCUCCUACCAGCUCAUGAUGCCAGAGGCCAUCGCCAUCGUGUGUGCGCCCAAAUACAACGAGACUGGAUUCUUCGCGCUAACUCCGGACCACGGUAUGCAGUACAUCACCAACUGCCGCCAGGUCGGCUUUCAUCCGCACGCCGAAGACCCGCCGCUCUUUUAUACGGUCGACCACAUUCGCAUCGACCAGUCGGCGUCCGUCGAAAUGGUGGAUCUCCGGAGAUGAACGCACUGACACUUAGCUUUAUGUACCUAUAGGUAUAUGCCUGAACGCGAAACUAUCCCGUCAUCGAUCUAAGGCCGUAGCCAACAUGACAAACUUUUGUCAAUAAACGCUAAUUGAAAAGUAAAAAUCUGAUGGCUCAGUUUCAUGGCUGACCAAUGGGUCAGUUCGAUUGGUAGGGCCCGCGUGCGGGUACGGGAGAAUUCCAAAAUGCAUGCCAUAGGGCCCGCAUUCGGGGGACUGUUUUCAUUGGUCGAUAGGCCCCGCAUGCGGGGUGCGGGAGAUUUAUAAAACGCAUGCCAUUAUGAGUUUCACUAGUCGCUAUACCGCCUGCGGGGUGUCACCCGCUUGCUGUAUAUCGACCGAAUUAUCGACUUAUGGGUUUCACUAGUCGCUAAUACCGCCUGCGGGGUGUCCCCGCACGCUUUAUAUCGGCCGAGUUAUCGACCAAUGAAACUGAGCUUUGAAAGUAUGCCAAGAUGACAUAUGCGACGAAAAGUCCCAUCAUAAUUUCCAAACGUUAUUAAAGUUUCGUUUGGCGUUUUCUAUAAAAGAUUGUCAUUUGGCUAGGCUUGUUUUAUUUUAUCUCAAAUUAUCGAAAAAGACCGACGGUCGUAAAAAUUUCGUUGAUAGGCUGUAUUUUUAUAAGUUUAUUUAUGGGAUGAGGUUUGCAAAUGGGAGUAGAUAACUAGGUACCUACAGCAAUGUUGAUAAAGACUAUUAGUAAUGGGAGCCGUUUU